UGUGGAAAUACAACUUGACAAGAAAUAAUUCGAUUGACUAGUUCUGAAUCAACUGGGAUGUAAACUAUGUGGGUAUUGGUAGUUUCUGUGCAUUCAAGAAGAAAACGAGAUGUAAAGUUUAUUGUUAUGUGAGGUGGGUUGGUGGGUGUAAAAAACGAGUGAAAGGUUCGAACGCUGAGCGAGCGUCGAACGUGGAGUACUGUGACAAGGCAGGAGCGAUGAGCUUAGUCACCACUCUCGCUCUGUUGGAACCUCGAUGCCGACUCAUGCUUCGACGGCAUCUGCAGUACAUACUUGUACAUUCGUGUGGUGCUGGGUGAGAAAUCGAUUUUAAACUUGGCUCCGCUCGUCGGCGCAUAAUUUUUCCACGCUUCCCACCCACAGCCUUAUUCUCACUGCUUGGGUCAUUUGGCCUAUGUAUAUGAAUGACGAGAUGGACUCUAGUCUCAUUUCUCAUCCUCCGCAUUGACGCAGAACUAUGGCCGACACAGACCAAAUCAACUGGAUUCGCGUAACUUCCACCCAUGAAUCCGUUCCAUCGUAUAACGCCUACACAUAUCCAAUUCAGAAACCGGACACGGACUACCGGGAAUAUAGGAUCAUCAAGUUGAGGAACGGGUUGAAAGUGACGCUCGUACACGAUGAGAAAGCUACCAAAGCUGCUGCUACUCUCAACGUCGCUAUAGGACAUCUAUCAGACUCGGAUGAUUUACCCAGUCUCACUCUACUUUGUUUCCGGAUGUUGUACAAGGGCACGAAAGAGUUUCCAAAGGAGAACGAUUUUAUCGACUUCCUUAACGUGAACCACGGAGGAUUCGAUGCAGAAACGGACGCUUCAAACACAACCUAUCACUUGAAUAUCACAGUAUCUCGACUUUCUGAAGCCCUCUCUCGAUUUUCGGCGCUUUUCCACUGCCCACUUUUCUCGAUAGAAUGUUUAACUCAGGAACUGAAGACGAUGACGUCCGAACAAACGGAUCAGCCGUUGGAUGCCUCGUUCCGUGUGCUCACUGUUCUCAUGCAUCUGUCAAAGAAUGGACAUGUCCUCAAACAACCCAAGUCCGAGAAAUCACUCGAGAAACUUCGGAAAUUAGUGGGAAAGCCGGAAGCUACUCCUUCGGAUUUAUGUGACGAUGUCGAGUUACUCAAAGAGAUACGAAGACGGUUGGUGGAGUGGUGGGAGAAGGAGUAUUGUUCUAGUAGGAUGGAUUUGUGUGUCGUUGGGAAAGAGUCGUUGGACGAGCUCGCGGAAAUGGUCGCAACGCGUUUUUCGCCCAUCCGUAAUCGGAAUGUGGUACCUCUACCCGUGAUUCGAGAUCAUCCUAUCGGGCCCGAUGAGAUUGGGCAAAUCAUUAUGAUACAAGCCGGGGCGGAUAUACCUCAACUUCAAGUGACUUUCGCGGUGGAGAAUCAAAGCGCUUUGUGGCGGCACAAGCCUGCUCUUCUGUUCUCUCUAUUGGCUGAACAAAAACGACAGGGUUCUUUACAUUCGUACCUGGAGGGUCGUCAUUGGAUUACUGCUCUCCGUUGCGCUCCACGUAGCCUUGCACGGGGAAUCGACACUCUGGAGCUUACAGUAGACUUGACAGACGAAGGUUUUCUGAACUACCGGUCGGUGAUAUUGGCAAUCUCCGAAUUCUUCUCUUUCCUACGAAGCAAAAGCCCACUCGAUGCUUAUCACCAGCGGGAUUGUGCAAGGCUGAUGUCGAACGGAUUUAGAUUCUCAGAGAACCAUCCACCAGAACCUCAUUCUCAAUUUAUAGCGGAGAGCAUGCAGCGUCCUUAUCCGCCAGAGUUGCUCCUUGCUGCUCCUCGGUCCAAUUGGGAAUGGGAGGACGACUAUACCGCGCCGAACGGCGAUGUUUUUGGUCCGGGGGAACAAGAAAAGUUCCACUCGUAUAUCGAGAUGGCUCGACUAGAGAACACUAGGGUCAUUUUGAGCGCUCGAGGAGACGAUUUUGAAAAGUUGGAUCAAACACUUGGGAUAUCACAGGCCGACUGGAAGUGGGAAGAGGAACCGUUGCGCAAUACUCCGUACAGAAAGCUUACCUUUGAUGCACAGUUCCUCGAUGCAGCAAUGAGAACUGAUGAUACUUCCGAAUUCUCUCUCCCCCCGCCUAACGAGUUUUUGCCAACCAAGUUCGGCGGUGCUGCACAGAACAUCACCAACAACGCACGCCCCGAACAAGUUAAGGAGACAUCCGUCCUCAGUUUGUGGCGAUUGCAAGCAGAUGUCCUCAAGACUUCGGUCAUUCUUGACAUCCGAAGCCCUGCUGCUGGGGGCACACUUCGCAAAGUAGUUCUUAAUAUGUUUCUCGCAAAGGUAGUCCAAGAUGCAUUAGUUGGCACUGUGUAUGCAGCGUUCUUGGCGGGACAUCAAUUCACUAUUCUCCCGACGUCAAACGGAGCAACCCUGUCUUUCUAUGGGUACGUCGACAAAUUACCUCUUGUGAUAGAACGCGUUCUGGAACAAGUGAGGAAUCUCUCUGUCGAUGCGAAGAAGCUGGAGGAAACGACUCAAUUGAUGAGGGCUGUUACUCUGAGCCGUCUUAUCCGACCUCCUCGAGCACAGUCUGACGAGUUUCUCUUGCAUUUGAUGUCCGAGAACGAUUGGACUGUAGAGGAGAUUGCGAAAGAGGUAGAUGCUGUAGUCACCCCGCGAGAAUUGCUCGAUUUCCAGGCUAACCUGCGAUUACAUGCUCGUAUACUCAUGUUCGUGCAUGGAAACGUUUCAGACGACGACAUUAUCAAGAUGGCAGACGUCGUCGAGGCCGGGUUUAUAGGCACACAACAAACGUUCAACGAGCUCGGACCUAAAACGCUCCUUCUACCACCUGGAUGCAACUUUGUACGGGUCGAAAAGAUUCCUGAUCCUGAAGAGCAGCAAUCUGCACUGACUUAUUAUCUUCAACUGGGACCCAUCAGCGAUCGCCGACGGGAUGCCACUGCUCUCAUCCUUUCACGACUACUAUUCAUGUCUCUAGCGAAUGCGUUGGCACAGAUUGGACGAGAUGUGCGAUGCGAGUUGUUGACUAUGCCCGGCAAAGUACAACAAGGACUCGUCAUAUCGCUGCAGAGCGAACAGACUCCCGAUUUCCUCGAGCUUCAGGUAGAAACUAUAUUGAAUGAGAUUAAAGGGUUCCUCGAGCUUCUAGGAGAUGGAGAUAUCAAAGACGUCAAACGAGUAUUUAAGGGCGGGUGGGAUCUACAACCGAAGAAUUCUACCGACCUCGCUAGUUGGUAUGAUCUACAUCUGUUGAAUGGAGCACUCGACUUUGAUCACGGGAAAUUCUCAGAGGAAGAUCUGAAGAAAGUUACGAUGGAGGAUAUUCGGUCCCUUUUCAUGUCGCAUAUCCAUCCUUCGUCGACAGUUCGAUCCAAACUAUCCAUCCACAUGAUAUCACAGAAUCCAACGCGGAUCAAGAGAGUCAGUGAUGAUGCGGUAGCAGCAUUCAACUCUCUACUGGAACAACAUAAAAGCCAACUUGAUUUUGAUGCCCCCCAGGUGUGUGAAGACGCGAAGAGGGUUUUGGGAGCGAACCCGACGCUUUCAGAGUUCAGUCGGUACUGGUCUUCUAUUCUGGACGAGGAGAAGGUCGAUCAUGAGGUCAUUUUGAAUCUGAUACCUACCCUGAUUGAGAGACAUCCUGCGAAUGGAGAUGGAGUUCAGAAGAUUGAAGGGGCUACGUAUAUUGAGAAUGUUGAUGGGUUCAAGACUUCUUAUCGUUCCGGGAGCUAGAUGUAUCCGUAUAUAUGAAAUUGUGUAUCAUCUAUCAUUACAUGAAUGCGAAGUGUCCUCCAAAAGAA
Marasmius oreades (fairy-ring Marasmius) is the source of this 3807-nucleotide messenger RNA. RefSeq lists its product as uncharacterized. Gene Ontology annotation, molecular function: metalloendopeptidase activity; metal ion binding. The record is from RefSeq and is a predicted model, not a curated record. The transcript is spliced from 16 exons. The coding region runs from base 479 to 3739 and encodes 1086 amino acids. Gene Ontology annotation, cellular component: cytosol; mitochondrion. Gene Ontology annotation, biological process: peptide catabolic process. NCBI's taxonomy places the organism in Eukaryota, Fungi, Basidiomycota, Agaricomycetes, Agaricales, Marasmiaceae.